Molecule: messenger RNA, 5709 nt
Organism: Spirometra erinaceieuropaei
Lineage: Eukaryota; Metazoa; Platyhelminthes; Cestoda; Diphyllobothriidea; Diphyllobothriidae
Source: the annotation of a GenBank genome assembly
AUGACCGAGUAUAAGCUGGUAGUUGUUGGAGGUAAAAAACUUUUUAAAGUUUUAAACAUGUUCUUCCGAUUUAGCUGGCGGCGUUGGAAAGAGUGCAUUGACGAUUCAGCUUAUACAGAAUCAGUAAGUAGUCUUUAAGUCUUUAUUGCUUCCUAGUUUCGUCGAUGAGUAUGAUCCUACGAUAGGCAAGUUUUCCCUGCGUUAUCGAACUUAUCUCUACAGAGGAUUCAUACCGAAAACAAGUCAACAUAGAUGGCGAAACUUGCAUGUUGGAUAUCCUCGACACAGCAGGUCAAGAGGAAUACAGGUAUCUCGAAUUUCCUUAUUUUAUCUUCUUAGUGCCAUGCGAGACCAAUACAUGCGAACAGGAGAGGGAUUUCUGUGCGUUUUUGCUGUAAACAAUGCGAAGAGUUUUGAGGAUAUAGGGCAGUACCGGGAGCAAAUUAAACGCGUCAAAGAUGCAGACGAAGUCCCCAUGGUUUGUAAGUCACUCGCGCCGUUUCUGUAUUCUUCCUUUCUUAGUAAUUGGUAAUAAAGUUGAUCUCCAAGUGCGGACCGUUGAUGCCAAAAACGCCCAAUCCGUCGCGAGAGAAUAUGGUAUCCCGUACAUCGAGACUUCCGCCAAAACUCGUCAAGGAGUAGAAGAGGCCUUUUUUACGUUGGUUCGGGAAAUACGGAAGUUUGUAAGUGGCGUGUUUGUCCUACGACUGAUUGGAUUUUCUCUCGAAAACUUGAACCUUAUUCUAUGCGUCAUGCAUUUCCUUUUUUCAUUGUGUCGCCGUAAACUAUGGAAAUCUGUAUUAGAGAUCGGAUCUUAAAAUCCAUCAAAUAUGCGAUUCAGCCCAUCCUGCCUUUUUCGACCUCACGAAGUAACGAACAAAAUCUGCCCCAGCAUUCGGACUUGCGAUUCGUAGUUUAUCUUCGACCUAUGCCGUGUUUGAAAGAGACUAUGCGAGAAUACCAAUGACCUACCAGCUCUUACUUUAGGUCAUGUCACAUGAAUUCUAACAAGUUGCUGAAUUCACAGCAUCCCGGGUUUUUAAGGUUGAACUGAAGUUCCUACCACGGAUUGGUCUUCACUGCUAUUUGACUUUGCCGUCUGUAACAUUAGCGAUAAAUGCAUUGGGUGUUUAAUUGCCUACUUUAAAUAGGGAUUUGUUGGUGAUGGCGAAGUCAGUCCCCUGCGGUAGACAUUCUCGCACCUUGUACUUGCAACAGUUAGAACCUGUAUUAAUUUAGUUUGCUUCAACGUUAGCGGCAUCAAGACCAUUGUGGCUCGUAUCCUCCGGUUUUUUGAUGGGUCCUCAACAAUCGCCAUUUAUUUAUCGUUUCAUUCCCGCACACCGAAGACAGUCAGACUUGACACCCUCUCCAGUACGAAGUCAACUAUGUCUGUCCGCUUUUUGGCCGGCCGCCAUUACUACUGUCGUCGGGUAAGGGGUUGACCGGAUGACAGCGAAUCUCUCUACCUCCUUCAAGUUGUUUUGACUUUUAGCGGUCAUAAUGUCCACUGAAAAACUAGUUUCGUGAUUCGUCGGGUUGUUUGAUUUGGGGACAACAAUUUUCUUUCUGUCCGGCGUCUGAUCUACAACUACUACCAGGGUAGGCGUUCGCCCAAUUACUCCGGAAGUCAUCGGCCUAUCGUCCUUCCCCAGCAUUUUUAAUGUCUACCUAUUUUUUCUACUGCGUCCUCCCUGAUGGUGAUGAUCUGGUCAGUUUCUCGGUGCGUUGAACCUCGAAGGCACGAAAUAAACACCUAAAUCAGUGACUUAUAACUGCAUGUUCUAUAGCGCGUGCGUUUAGUCUUCAAUGCAAUUCUGCCUCCGGGACACAGUAUUGUGUAGACGGCGCCUCUUUCAAUGUCUACCUCAUUUUAUCGAUGUGGGCAGACACACACUUAAAUAUUUGAAAUAAGCGAUGAAAAUUUAAGGCAUAUUUGAGAAGAUAAAUGUGAGUAUACAUAAGGUGUAAAGCAAGCCCCGUAACUCUGUCCCUUUAAACGCUUGCCGUUUGAUCGGACCUAUUUAGGCACAUUUCAAACUGGUGACAACACAGCAAUGUCAUCAGCGGCACGCAAGAUUAGAGGUAAUGGGUGUAUAUCUUACUUGCAUACCGAGCAAACACAAAUUGUCAUGGAGAUUAUCGCACUAGUGCGGAAGUUUUAGCUUGACAAAGGUAGAUUAAAGCCUUGGAGAGUGCUGACCACUGCAAGUAUGCAAGUGCCGUAUCGUGUUCGCGUCAGGUUUGAACAACAGGCCCCAGUAGGUCAUUAGUGUGUAGACGAGAAGUAGAAGAGAGAAAAGGCAAUACUGCUAGGGAGAAAUCCUUCAAUUCAAUGUUCCCCUUACCAUAGUAAAUCUGACUCGCCGGAGAUUGUUAGAACACGCUAAGAAUCAUUGGUAAAAGGACGACAGCUGACCGGAUAACGCGGUCUGCAUUUUGAGCGAAGUCUGACUGCGAUAGCUCUUUAGUGUGUCAUUCGUGGCAUCUAUCACAUGUGAAAUCUGAGCCCGUGUAUAACGCGUUAGACUUCUGCAUCUGCGUGCAUUACGCAUCCCCGGCUUUUCUAGAACAGGCCUCUGGCACUUGGCUGAGGUAAGGCAGAGUGAGGUCAGUCUGGCUCGGAUGUUAGCCAAACUAUUAACUGCUCUUUAAAACUCACGACGCCAGCCACUGAUCGGGCCUUGGGAAGUCGCCAUUCAAUGGAGAUAACUUUCUUCACUUAGGAUUGGAAGUCAGACUGUAAUGGCCCUAUAAUAUGGCCUCCGUGACACUAAACCGCGUCUUCCUUCCUGAAUAUGGCCUGAUAUGUGUGGACUUGGGAAGCGGACGGUGAGUAGCGUGCGUCUUUCAUCUGAACUUUAUCUCGCAGUCCGAACACAGUGGGUAAAAGAGAAUGUGGCAAAUGCCGCGAAAGUCAGGACUACGCCAUGCUAUGGCGCGGUGGGUCUCGUCAUUUGCACCGGUCAAGUCAUCAUGUCUUUCGUCCUGAUAUUUGACGCCCUAAGUGAAAGUCUGGUCCUUGUUAAAAGCAUCUUUAUGGCCAGAGACAAAUCGUGUCUGCUAUGUUAAGUACGCUUUGGGCACCAGAGCUCAAAUAGAUGUGGUUUCUACAUGUACUCUCCCAAAGAUUCGACGUUCUCUCUAUGAAUUUCGAAGCAGAAACAUUCGUUCAGAUAAGUAUUUUAUGAUAUUGACUGCUUCACAGGCCGUUCAUUCCAAAGAAGUCCGUGAUAGUGCUUUAAUUUGACGUGCUAUUCUAGUUUGGCGACCGUGCUCUCUCCUCCACCGCUUGUAGUUUGCCUGUCCGUGGAUAAUAUUCUUUACUGUCUGACAAUCAUGCAACUCAUCAACUUUUCUCGCGCCCUUUCAAGAUUACACGCUGUCGACUAUUGACAGAAGGCAACCAAGCCCUGAAGGCCACAAAUACGUUAUGUAGACGGGGCCACUUUGUUAACUUCCUUUGAACGUAAAGAGAAGCCGAUGGCUGAUGUAAAAGUCCUAAAGCGGAUAUUUUUCCACGCUAUGAACCCGCAUGGCUUAUUACCUUCAUUUAACAAUGUCUAAAAUAUUGAGACUGAUCCGUCGCAUAUUUUCCUCGCUACAGUAAAAUUGCCAUGAUACGGUAGGAGUCGUCACUUCAAAGACUUUCAGUUGACAGAGUUGCUGACCUUCAUGGAAUCAGGUUUUUGGCCUGACGUUUCGGAUCCUCACCCUAACCCAUCAUUAGAGACAGUUGCAGAUAGACCGUCUCUGAUGAUGGGUUCGGUGAGAAGCCGAAAUGUCAGUCUAAUAAACUUCUCGCUCCAGUGAUCGCAUCAUCUGCUUCUGGACUGCUUCCUGUAACUCGCCUGUUGGUAUCUAUCACGCAUCUACUAGUCUAAGCUGACGUUCCAAAAGUCUUCACAUUAGGGCUUGGCAGCCGAUUGAAUGACCCGAUCCUCCGGACUGAGGAUCAGGCUGCAACGGCACCUUAGUGUGUCUUUGUAGCACUUUCACGCACGUGAGGAUCAAGCCGUCCUCAUUGUGGUCUGGCACAUGUGGAGGGACAGCCUGUGGCACGCGUAGACGGGCUGCUUACUGCGCCCUUGCCCACCUCACUAUAUUAAAUCUGACGCGCUGGAACCUACCGGGACGCGCCAGCAGCCAUACCUUGGGAGGUUUCCAACUGAUGGGAUAACUCAGUCCUUCCCAGAACCGAGAAUUAGGCUGCAAUGUCUCCUCAGCGUACCCUUUAAGGCACUUCCUCUAUUGUGAAAUCCAAGUCGCUCUUAUUGUAACCCGGCACAUGUGGCGGGCAGGGGGCAGUGUGUAGCACGCGUAGACGCGCCUUUUAUGGCGUCCUCGCCCAGCCGCCCUGGCACAGUCGGAGUGGGGUCGGGCCGUAUGGUUCCUUGGUAUGGCCUUUUUAAGGAAAUUACCCCUUAGGCCUUACGAUACUCGUCUUUGAAGUCCUGUUCGUGUACGCGCAAGGUCUGGCGCCUGCGUCCUACACGUAGAGACGGCUUGACUUGUGUUUGGGACGAACAACAGAGAAUGGGACUGACAAAGGGGAAUCAAUCCGCAUGGCACCUCGGUGUAGUCCUCACUAUCCCGAAUCUGACGCGCUGGCUUGGCAGGUUGCCAACUGUUGGAACAACUUGGUCCUCAUUGGAGUAUUUUGGAGGACUGCGAGUCAGGCUGAAAUGAUCCCUGAAAUGACACUCAGCCAGAUGAGAUCCGUACCGCCCACACGGAAGCCCGGUUCGUGUAGUGGCUUGCGUCCGAGGCCACCCCCUGACGUUUUUUGCAAUUCUGUCUAGCUGUAAACUCAUUCACACACAAGUCACCGUCCUGUGCUCUCUCCCUGGGGUACACGACGGUGGCCUUCGUCACCCACGACGAUUGAACUGUCCAUGGCUUUACCGUCCUUAGUCACUGUAAUUUACCUAGCCUUCAGUCGUCUUGAGGCAGUACUGUCCACGCAGUAGAUGGGGAGCGUGAGGGAAGGUACGGAGGCAGUGUGUUAUUACCGACAAAGACAAGGGAGACUGGAAUGGCCAUUUCUGGCAUAUUAGCCGUCGUCAACCAGUCAUACCCAAUCCCGAAGUGUGGAACACCCAUAAGGCACAACGGAAUGAGUGAGUUUCGUAAGAACGAUCGAUGAGCGCCCCCUACUGUUGUAUAUUCCCAAUCGAAGCCGACAGGGCAACGGGCACGUAGCCCAGUGGUUAGAGGCGUGGACUUCUAACUAACAGGUCGCGAGUUUGAGCCUCGGGUGUUCCACACACUUCGGGGUUGGUUAUGACUGACAGACGACGGCUAAUAAGCCAGAAUUGACCAUUCCAGUCUGCCUUGUCAUUGUCGGUAAUAACACACUGCCUAUAUAUCAUGCGCCGCUGUGCGGCUGCUGGUUGGGCCCGAGAGAGAGCCCGUAAGGCACAACGGGACGAGUGAGUUCCGUAAGAACGAUCGGUGAGCGCCCCCUACCAGAGGUAGUGAGGUCGUGUUGCGCGGGUCAUACUGUUGUCCAAAUCACGCGCAAGUCGCCCCUACGAUCUCUCCAAGGCACUGGUUGUCCUCUUCGCCUACGACAGACAAACCGUUGUGUGGGCGUUUCGGACUUACGUCGUCGUCGUCGUCGUCGUCGUCGUCGUCGUCGUCAUCGUCGUCGUCGUCGUCGUCGUCAUCCAGUACGUUGCCUAUGAUUCUGAUCUCCAGCAGAAGUAA